Paramecium tetraurelia is the source of this 1773-nucleotide messenger RNA. RefSeq lists its product as uncharacterized. The record is from RefSeq and is a predicted model, not a curated record. Lineage: Eukaryota; Ciliophora; Oligohymenophorea; Peniculida; Parameciidae. The transcript has 3 exons.
AUGUAAUAAUGCGAAAUAGAAUGUUGUGAUAAAGGAAUAGUGAUUGAUGGAGAAUGCCUUUGCGAUGUUGGUGCAUUUGGGGAGGAGUGUUAGAAGAAUUUAUAGGACAUUUUCAUUGGUCCAUAUUAUACAUUCUAAGGUGUUUACUGUGCUGCUUUUGUGAUUAUUCUCUUUAUAACUAUUCGAUAAUUUUAGGUCUCUUUAAAGACAUCAAAGAUACCAGCCUAUUACACUUGUCUGCAAUAUGCCCUUGCUUUAAUAGGGUCACCUUAGAAUUACAUCCUUGUCCUAACGAUAAUAUUAUCUCUUUGCAAAUUGAUUUGGCUGAUUCUCGAUCCUUUUGAAGUUUAUAAAGGGAAGACGAUCGUAAUAGAGAGAUUGUUAUCAGAAGUGGUUUACACAAUAUUAUUUUACAUUUAUGGGUGUCUCUUGAUUGUUUGGUAUACAAUGUAUGAUGAAAUCUCAUACAAUGUAUAUUCUAACAAAGAGAAAAGGAAGUACAUCUUCAAAUAUUACAAAGAAGUGUUAAAGUUAAGACUGUUUAUAGUCCUUUUAGUUUAGAUUACAGUCAGUACAAUGAAUGGUAUCGAUUUUCAUAUUAUAAAAUUAGGACUAAGGAAAGGUGUGUAAUAUCCUGCAUUUUUGAUGUUCUGUUAUCUUUUUCUAUUGUUCAAUUUCUUUAUUUUCAUACUUGAAUUUUUGAUUUAUGGGCAAUCUCUUCAGGAAUGUAUUAAGAAAUAAAUUCAGAAUUGCAAACACUAAUUCCUUGAAUAGUAGAAGUAAAAUAAUGAAUAAAUUGAAUAAAUUUCUUAAAAUGAUAGCUUUAGCAAGUCUCCAGAAUCCAUGAAUAAGUAUGUCAGGAUGUCUAGAUAAGUGAGUAUUGAAGAUUAGAAAAAUGAAGUCAAAUAAAUUGAAGAAGUUAAACCUAAAUUAGCUGUUACUAAAAUAAAAUCGGUAUCCUUUGCUAGAACUUUUAUUAAACGAGUACGUGGUUCAUCUUUUUUUAGAUAGGAAAGCUAAAAGGAAAUAAAAUAAAUCAAAAAUCAAGAUAACAAUUCUGAUUCAAAUCAGGUGGAUAACCAAUAUUAGGCAGAUUAACAAGUGUGUGAGAUCAAUAGUUGUUGUUUAUAAGAGGAUUAAUAAAAUGGUAUAGAUUGGGAAAAUAAUGAUGAUAGAGUAACCUAAUAAGAUACGAUUAAAUAAUAAAUUAAAUCUGUGAAAGAGACCAAACAAAUUGUUGAAAAGAGAAAACAAUAAGAGAAAUCAACUCCAUUAUUCAAAUCAAAAUAACAAAAUGAAAAUAAGAAAUUAAGUUAAAUCAGUAAUAGUUCUCAAGACCAGAAGACUCAGUAAAUUCACUAUCAGUCUGAUGAAUACUAGGAAUAGUAUAAUAAUAAAUCUGCUAAUUUAGCUAUUGACAGAUAAAUUUUAUUUAAAAUCCAAUUAUUAGUUUAUUUUGGAAUUCUUUUUGAAAUUCUAUUUGGAGGCUUAAGUAUUACUGUCCUAGUAACUGAUUUAAUAAGAGAUCCAGUGGGUCAACUUAUAUAUUUGUACGGAUCAUCAACACUGCAAUUUUUUUCUUUGAUUACAGUUCUGAAACUAUUUCAUGAUAUCAAGAGGUAAGAAAUAAAGAAUCUUAUUUGGAUUUAAAAAGUAGGCAACAAAAAAAAUAAAAUUAAUCAAGAUUUUAUCUUUACAAUUCCAGAAGAUUAAAAGGAUGAUGAAUAAAAAUUAAAAUUAGAAUAGAGGAUAAAUAUGAUUACUCUAUAUUGA